Lathyrus oleraceus (garden pea) is the source of this 405-nucleotide messenger RNA. RefSeq lists its product as uncharacterized. The record is from RefSeq and is a predicted model, not a curated record. The transcript has a single exon. Lineage: Eukaryota; Viridiplantae; Streptophyta; Magnoliopsida; Fabales; Fabaceae. Bases 1 to 405 code for a protein of 134 amino acids.
AUGGACUUGGUUUGUCUACCUUUGCAUCAAAUCGAUAUUAUUCUUGGAAUGAACUGGUUGGAGUUCAACUAUGUUCAUAUCAAUGGCUACAGCAAAAUCAUCAAGUUCCCAGAGUUUGGUGAUUAUCGAGAGCUGAUGUUUUUAUCUACUAAGCAAGUAAAAGAACUCUUAGAAGAUGACACUCAGAUGUUUUCAAUGUUUGCAUCAUUGAAAGUCGACAAUAAGGCUACAAGUGUUGAUCUGCCUGUUGUGUGCAAUUUCCCAGAUGUAUUUCCAGAUGAUAUCAGUGACUUGCCACCAGAGCGUAAAAUUGAGUUUUCCAUUGAUAUGAUACCUGGUACCAAUCAUAUGUCGAUGGCUCCAUAUAGGAUAUCAACUUCAGGGUUGGGUGAAUUGAAUAAAUAG